Molecule: messenger RNA, 1212 nt
Organism: Chaetura pelagica (chimney swift)
Lineage: Eukaryota; Metazoa; Chordata; Aves; Apodiformes; Apodidae
Gene: MFAP3
Product: microfibrillar-associated protein 3
Exons: 2
Coding region: 187-1212 (341 amino acids)
Source: RefSeq, a predicted model, not a curated record
UCAGCUGGAUUUCCUGUCUCCACUUCUAAUAUUGAUGCUCUUGAAAGCACAUUUGGAUCAAAGACAUUUUCUAUCACUGAACAAAUCAAGAGCCUCCUUUCCUGUCUCAGAGCAAUACAGACAGCUUAUUGUCAUAUGACCUCAUAUCCCCAAAUUAAAUGAAAAAAGAAUCUUCUCUAGCUUUCCAUGAAGCUCACCUAUUGCCUGUUAAUUUUGACUGUUAGUGCUGAUCUUUCAGUUGGAUUUACACUGGAAAAUGUAGCCUUUAAUAGGACAGUUGCCUUUGGGACUUUCAAUGCAUCACUUCUUCAGGUGUCUCAAGCUUUAGUAGGUUCUCCAGCACAUCAUGAUAUCAUAGCCAAAGAAGGGACCAGUAUUUUAAUUGAAUGUAAACUGAACAUCAGCCAGUAUGAAUAUAUUCUUUGGUAUAACUCCAGAGGACACCUGCUUGAGCAGAAGGAUGAAGGUGGACGGUGGAGGAUUGCUGGUAAUUCCCUUAACAUCACAAAGGUCAGCUUUGCUGACCGGGGGCGAUACACAUGUGCAGCUGUUAACCAUAAUGACACCUCCUAUUACACAGUCACCCUGAGGGUUAUCUUCACCUCAGGAGACAUGAGUAUCUACUACAUGAUUGUGUGCCUCAUUGCCUUUGCUAUCACCCUCAUUUUAAACAUAACCCGUCUGUGCAUGAUGAGCAGUCACCUCCGCAAAACAGAGAAGGCGAUCAAUGAGUUCUUCAGGACGGAAGGGGCUGAGAAGCUUCAGAAGGCUUUUGAGAUAGCCAAGCGUAUCCCUAUCAUCACGUCUGCCAAAACGCUGGAGUUGGCCAAAGUCACUCAGUUUAAGACCAUGGAGUUUGCUCGGUACAUUGAAGAGCUUGCCAGGAGCAUUCCCCUUCCACCACUGAUCCUUAACUGCAGGGCAUUCAUGGAGGAGAUCUUUGAGGCAGUGCGAGUUGACGAUCCCGAUGAAAUUGGUGAGGAGGCCAAACAGCCCCCAGGCUGCGGGACACAAGCUGCCAUAUACCCCAGCAACCCCGAGAUCAAGCGCAGCGAUUCCCCAGCCGGGGAUUCGGACGAUGGUUCCAUGAAUGAGCAAGGUCAAGAGAUAGCUGUCCAGGUGUCCAUUCACCCGCAGUCAGAGGUGCAGAGCAUUGACACUGUCUCUCACGACAGCUGCCAGUUUGUGCCCUCGGAGGACGGAACCUGCUGA